Molecule: messenger RNA, 4717 nt
Organism: Mandrillus leucophaeus (drill)
Lineage: Eukaryota; Metazoa; Chordata; Mammalia; Primates; Cercopithecidae
Gene: WDR17
Product: WD repeat domain 17
Exons: 31
Coding region: 157-4125 (1322 amino acids)
Molecular function (GO): protein binding
Source: RefSeq, a predicted model, not a curated record
GCGGGGCGGGUCCGCGCGUUGGCGGUGCUAGCCCCGCAGCUGCGCCGGCCGGCUUCAGCACCUUUCUCUGUCCGCUUCUACAGCCGCCUCCUCCUCCAGGUGCUGACUAUUCUGAUGCGGAGUUUCCAAUUGCCUUGAUUAAAGUAGAAACAUUCUAUGGCUUGGAUGACUUACAUUUCAAAUUGGUUUGAGCAAGAUGAUUGGUAUGAAGGACUGCAAAGAGCAAACAUGUCCCAGGUAAGGCAAGUGGGAUUGCUGGCUGCUGGAUGUCAGCCGUGGAACAAGGAUGUGUGUGCUGCCGGCGGAGACAGGUUUGCAUAUUGUGCGACUCUGGCUAUCUAUAUUUAUCAGUUGGAUCACCGUUAUAAUGAAUUCAAACUUCAUGCAAUUAUGUCUGAACAUAAAAAAACAAUCACAGCAAUUUCUUGGUGUCCACAUAAUCCUGAUCUGUUUGCAAGUGGCAGUACUGAUAAUUUAGUGAUCAUUUGGAAUGUUGCAGAACAAAAAGUCAUUGCUAAACUCGACAGUACAAAAGGGAUCCCCGCCUCUCUUAGUUGGUGCUGGAAUGCAGAGGAUGCGGUGGCAUUUGUUUCCCACAGAGGCCCACUGUUCAUUUGGACCAUCUCAGGACCAGCUAGUGGAGUGACUGUACACAGAGAUGCUCAUAGCUUCUUGUCUGAUAUCUGUAUAUUCAGAUGGCAUACAAACAAAAAGGGGAAAGUUGUGUUUGGUCAUAUUGAUGGAAGUCUAUCAAUUUUUCAUCCAGGUAAUAAAAAUCAGAAACAUGUUCUGAGACCUGAAUCCCUUGAAGGGACAGACGAAGAGGAUCCCGUUACAGCCUUGGAGUGGGACCCACUGUCUACCGACUAUCUUCUAGUGGUUAAUUUGCAUUCCGGAAUUCGCCUCGUAGAUUCUGAAUCGCUUUCUUGCAUAACCACAUUUAAUCUUCCCAGUGCAGCAGCUUCUGUGCAGUGCUUAGCCUGGGUUCCCAGUGCUCCGGGGAUGUUUGUAACUGGAGAUUCUCAAGUGGGUGUUUUACGCAUUUGGAAUGUUUCAAGAACAACACCUAUUGAUAACCUUAAAUUAAAGAAAACAGGAUUUCACUGCUUACAUGUACUUAAUUCUCCUCCAAGAAAAAAGUUUUCAGUCCAAUCUCCAACCAAAAACCAUUAUACAUCCUCAACAAGUGAAGCAGUUCCACCCCCAACUUUGACACAGAAUCAAGCGUUUUCUCUUCCUCCUGGUCAUGCAGUGUGUUGUUUCUUGGAUGGUGGAGUUGGACUUUAUGAUAUGGGAGCUAAGAAGUGGGAUUUUCUUAGAGACUUGGGACAUGUGGAAACUAUCUUUGACUGCAAAUUCAAGCCUGAUGAUCCGAAUCUUUUAGCAACAGCUUCCUUUGAUGGCACCAUAAAAGUCUGGGAUAUACAUACAUUAACAGCAGUGGACACAUCCCCGGGGAAUGAAGGUGUUAUUUAUUCCCUUUCUUGGGCUCCAGGUGGUUUAAAUUGUAUUGCUGGGGGAACUUCCCGAAAUGGUGCUUUUAUUUGGAAUGUUCAAAAGGGCAAAAUUAUACAACGAUUUAAUGAGCAUGGAACAAAUGGAAUAUUCUGUAUUGCCUGGAGUCAUAAAGAUUCUAAAAGAAUAGCAACCUGCAGCAGUGAUGGUUUCUGUAUUAUUCGAACAAUUGAUGGUAAAGUGCUACACAAAUAUAAACAUCCGGCUGCAGUGUUUGGUUGUGAUUGGAGCCAAAACAAUAAAGACAUGAUAGCCACUGGCUGUGAAGACACAAAUGUUCGUGUUUAUUACGUAGCCACCAGCUCAGAUCAACCAUUGAAAGUAUUUAGUGGGCAUACAGCAAAAGUGUUUCAUGUUAAAUGGUCUCCUCUGAGAGAGGGAAUUCUUUGCAGUGGUUCUGAUGAUGGUACCGUUCGCAUCUGGGAUUAUACUGAAGAUGCUUGCAUCAGUAUUCUUAGUGGACACACUGCACCUGUGAGGGGAUUAUUGUGGAAUACUGAGAUUCCGUAUCUGCUCAUAUCUGGCAGCUGGGACUAUACUAUAAAAGUAUGGGACACUCGAGAAGGAACUUGUGUGGAUACUGUGUAUGAUCACGGUGCAGAUGUAUAUGGUUUAACCUGCCAUCCCAGUCGCCCCUUCACUAUGGCCUCUUGCUCCCGUGACUCUACAGUGAGACUCUGGUCAUUAACAGCCUUAAUCACUCCUGUACAAAUAAAUAUUCUGGCAGACAGAUCUUGGGAAGAAAUUAUUGGGAACACUGAUUGUGCUGUAGAACCAGGCACUCCUCCUCUACUGUGUGGUAAAGUGUCAAGAGAUAUUAGACAAGAAAUAGAAAAACUAACCGCUAAUUCUCGAGUGAAAAAACUAAGAUGGUUUUCAGAAUGUUUAUCCCCUCCAGGUGGCAGUGACAAUUUAUGGAACUUGGUUGCUGUGAUAAAAGGACAGGAUGACAGCUUACUUCCUCAGAACUACUGCAAAGGAAUAAUGCACUUGAAACAUCUGAUUAAAUUUAGAACAUCGGAAGCUCAAGAACUAACAACAGUCAAGAUGUCUAAAUUUGGUGGUGGUAUUGGUGUACCUACUAAAGAGGAAAGACUGAAGGAAGCUGCUGAAAUCCACUUGAGAUUAGGACAAAUUCAGAGAUACUGUGAACUUAUGGUUGAACUUGGAGAGUGGGACAAAGCCCUGUCAGUUGCACCAGGGGUCUCUGUGAAAUACUGGAAGAAGUUAAUGCAGAGGAGAGCUGACCAAUUAAUCCAGGAAGAUAAGGAUGAUGUCAUUCCAUACUGCAUAGCCAUUGGUGAUGUGAAAAAGCUGGUCCAUUUUUUCAUGUCAAGAGGUCGGCUUAAAGAAGCUCUGCUUGUUGCACAGGCUGCUUGUGAAGGAAAUAUGCAGCCCUUACAUGUUUCUGUGCCUAAAGGAGCUUCAUAUUCUGAUGAUAUCUACAAGGAAGACUUUAAUGAACUCCUGCACAAAGUCAGUAAAGAACUGGCAGAAUGGUAUUUUCAAGAUGGUCGAGCAGUACUAGCCGCAUGUUGCCAUCUUGCCGUAGAUAAUAUUGAGCUUGCUAUGGCAUACCUGAUCCGCGGAAAUGAACUGGAGCUGGCAGUCUGUGUGGGCACAGUACUCGGAGAGUCUGCAGCACCAGCAACCCACUAUGCCCUAGAAUUACUGGCAAGAAAGUGCAUGAUGAUUUCAAUAUGCUUUCCAUCUGUUGGAUACAGUGUCCCCUUUUGUUACGUUAACAGGAAUUUGGCAGCCGAUCUUCUCCUGAUGAUUCCUGAUAAUGAACUACAUUUAAUAAAACUCUGUGCUUUCUACCCAGGAUGUACUGAAGAGAUAAAUGACCUUCAUGAUAAGUGUAAGCUACCCACAGUGGAAGAAUGUAUGCAGUUAGCUGAGACAGCCCAUGCAGAUGACAAUAUAUUUGAAACUGUAAAAUAUUACUUGUUAAGUCAAGAACCUGAAAAAGCCCUUCCUAUUGGUAUUAGCUUUGUUAAAGAAUACAUCAGUAGUUCAGACUGGACUUUGGAUGCCAUAUACCCUGUUCUUGACCUAUUGAGCUAUAUUCGUACUGAAAAAUUGCUCUUGCAUACAUGUACUGAAGCUCGAAAUGAGUUGCUAAUAUUGUGUGGUUACACUGGUGCAUUACUGGCUAUCAGAAGACAGUACCAAAGCAUUGUUCCAGCACUUUAUGAGUACACAAGUCAGCUAUUAAAACGUCGGGAGGUGUCAGUACCUUUAAAAAUUGAAUAUCUUUCUGAGGAACUGGAUGCAUGGAGAGCUUGCACACAGUCCACCAGCAGAUCAUUCGAAGACUCUCCGUAUACACCCCCUUCUGAUUCACAAAGAAUGGUUUAUGCAACUUUAUUAAAGAGACUAAAAGAAGAGUCACUGAAAGGAAUUAUUGGACCAGAUUAUGUGACUGGAUCAAAUCUUCCAAGUCAUUCUGAUAUUCACAUUUCUUGUCUUACGGGAUUAAAAAUCCAGGGCCCUGUGUUUUUCCUUGAAGACGGGAAAUCUGCUAUCUCCUUGAAUGACGCUUUGAUGUGGGCAAAGGUGAAUCCAUUCUCACCUUUAGGGACUGGAAUACGACUCAAUCCAUUCUGAUAGAAGAUUUUUUUCCAUACUGGAUUUUUUUUUUUUUUUUUAAAGAAAAACUUUGUGGGUUCCUAUUACCUUAAUCUUUGUUGUUCAAGUGCCAGAGGUUGGGAGAAGGAUCGCAGGUUGGGAGAGUUGGGAAAUAACAGUGAAUUUAUUCAUUAACUUCAAAAAAUAAAAUAUGUAUAUAAUUUAAAGGAAAAACAGGUGCCUCUUUUAUAAACAGUAACAGCUACUUUUGAGAAGGAGGAAAUAUUUAAAUUAUAAAGGACUGAAUAAUCUAAAAAGCAUAUAAAAGUUUCACACAGCAUAAAAGGUAUCAAAAUAUCAUAUUGUUGAAAUAUUGAAACAUGUUAAAUUGUGCAACACCUAGAGGAGUGCUGGACAUACAGUAAGUACUUAAUGGACAUGUGAAUGAUUGAAUAUCUUGAAAUGUCAAAAUGUAAGGUGUGCACAGUCAUCUUCAACUUAACAAACACUUACGUUCUCCUUUAUAAAAUGCAGAGUAAACCACUAAUGUUAGCUAUUUAAUAAAAGUUUUCAGUUAUAAGUUUGGUAAAUAUUAAUAAAUGGAUACACAGUCAAAAUACUUUUAAAAAAA